Laetiporus sulphureus 93-53 is the source of this 2182-nucleotide messenger RNA. Its product is annotated as Galactokinase. Gene Ontology annotation, biological process: galactose metabolic process; carbohydrate phosphorylation. Gene Ontology annotation, molecular function: ATP binding; galactokinase activity. Gene Ontology annotation, cellular component: cytoplasm; cytosol. The transcript is spliced from 11 exons. The coding region runs from base 254 to 1927 and encodes 557 amino acids. The record is from RefSeq and is a predicted model, not a curated record. NCBI's taxonomy places the organism in Eukaryota, Fungi, Basidiomycota, Agaricomycetes, Polyporales, Laetiporaceae.
GUGCACUAGGGUCGUACAGACGUCCCGAACAAACCUCGAACAUCAGCACAGCGCGAGGCUUCCUCCAACAUGCUCCUAGCCCGCUCCGGCCCGGCGCGUGGAUGCUCUGAGCUCAUAAUGAUUUGUGCCGGAUGAAGGGCAUAUCCACCCCUCACCGACGUCGACCUCAUUUCUCAUCUUCUUUCUCAACUGCAUCUCGAACGCACUCUUCGCCUGUCCCGAACUGCUUGAAUAGCCUAUAGCCGGAAGCACGAUGGCCGCCGAGCUACCCAUCCCGGUAUAUACCACCCUUAAUGAUGUCCUCGGAGACCUCCAGACUGCCGUUGUACAGAGCGUACGGUGGAACGGUGUAGUCGAGGAGUUUGAGAAGCGCUUUGGAAGGAAACCAGCAUACAUCGCUCGUGCUCCUGGCCGUGUCAACCUGAUUGGGGACCACAUCGACUACGUCUUCUUUGGCGUCCUUCCCGCUGCCAUCGAGCACGACAUCCUAAUCGCUUGCGGGCCCUCCAGAACCACUACUACACUCUCGAGCUCUAACUCCCCACCCGGCGCUGUUUCCGCGCAGAACCUCGAUCAGCGCUAUGUCCCACAGAGCUUCACACCUAUGCUACGGCAUGCGCCGCUACCCACCGAAGCAGAGCAGCGCGAGGCUGCGGGUGCGGUGCGUGCGCAGGAGUGGUUUCUCGAGAUUGAUAAGAAGGAGUUGCGGUGGGAGAGCUAUGUCAAGGCGGGAUACUAUGGCGUGUUGAAUCGCUUCUUCUCUCCAUCCGGGGGAGAGGCACAUCCGGUCCCCAUUGACCUCCUUGUCACUGGCUCCGUCCCUUCCGGCUCUGGGCUCUCAUCCAGUGCAGCUAUGGUUGUUGCCUCCACACUCGCCUUCCUCGCGGUGAACAACAAGCUCGGCGGAUUGACGAAGGGUCAGCUGGUCGAGAUGGCCAUGGAGAAUGAGAAACGCGUCGGUGUGAACAGCGGAGGGAUGGACCAGGCUGCCUCGGUGAUGUCGACAUCCGCUUCCGCGCUUUACAUCACCUUCUUUCCCGCUCUUAACGCGGAACCCGUCCUGUUGCCAACAUCGCGUUCGCUCCCACGAGCCGUAUUCGUCUGCGCGAACUCGCUCGUAGUCAGCGACAAGGUCGUCGGCGCGAAAACUCGCUACAACCUCCGCGUUGUCGAGACGCUCGUCGCCGCUCGCGUUCUCGCCUAUUUGCUCGGCAUCUCGGUCGCACCCACCGAACGACCAACGCUUCGCGAGGUGCUCGGGCGGUGGCUCGGGUUCGAGGAAGCCAAGGGACACCCGACUCUAUUGGAUACCGAGCAGCUCAAGAAAGGUCUGGAGAAGGUUUUACCUGAGGUAGAGAGGUUGAGACCUCGGAAAGUACAGGUGGGAGAGAGAGAGGAGCAGCUGGGUGUGACGAUGGAGGAGAUGAUUGAUAUGAGUGGAUUGGGAGAGGCCGCAUUCCAGGAGGUGUAUCUAUCGUGGGUCGAUGUCGAGGCUACGCAUUUCCAGCUAUACAAGCGCACGAAGCACGUAUUCGAGGAGGCACUACGCGUGCUGCAGUUCCGAGAGAUCUGCCUGCGCGCAGCAGACGCGCCGUCGCCCCUGCCGGAGAGCACAUUGAUAGAGCUCGGCGCGCUGAUGGACGCAUCGCACCGCAGCGCAUCGACUCUGUGCGAGAAUUCGUGUCCCGAGGUGGACGAGCUCGUGCGGAUCGCGAAGGACGCGGGGGCAUAUGGGAGUAGGAUAACUGGCGCUGGCUGGGGAGGAUGUACCGUGUCGCUUGUCGCGGAGAACCAGGUUGAGGAGUUCAUCCAGAAGAUGAAGGCGGCGUAUCCGCCAUACCAGAAUCUGGACGAGGAGGCACUCAAGCAGGUGAUCUUUGCGACGAAGCCCAGCAGCGGGGCCUGUGUUCUCAAGCUCGAGGAAUGAGGUAGUAAUGCAUCCCAGUUGACCUCGAAGUACUCUAUGGAUGUAAUCAGCGAAGCAUGCAUCACGUCGCUGAAGACGUUUCCUGCAUGAGAGAUCAUGGUAUACAUGAUAUUCAAGUGUGCAAAAAGUUUGGGAUGGUUCUGCGCCUGCACAUACCUGCUGCAUGCUAAAUAAUAGCGGCCUACGCGUUGGGAGUCGAGGAUGUCACGCUGACAAUUCACUCGCCAGAGAUAGCACGGUCAUUGCUUCACCCUC